This is a messenger RNA of Gadus chalcogrammus (walleye pollock), 837 nucleotides long. RefSeq names its product PTTG1 regulator of sister chromatid separation, securin (gene pttg1). NCBI's taxonomy places the organism in Eukaryota, Metazoa, Chordata, Actinopteri, Gadiformes, Gadidae. Gene Ontology annotation, biological process: chromosome organization. The transcript has 6 exons. Gene Ontology annotation, cellular component: cytoplasm; nucleus. The coding region runs from base 116 to 670 and encodes 184 amino acids. The record is from RefSeq and is a predicted model, not a curated record.
CCGCGAGAGAUGCUGGCCACGCCCUCCGAGUUCAUACCAAAACAACCCGAGCUCCUGCACCGUGUGGACGUUCAACAGCUACCCUUCGAUAGUUACCUGACCAAAACCUGAAAACAUGGCGAACAUCAUCUUUGCAGACAGGGAAAACCUCAGUCUCCCUGGACCCACCCUGAAGGCACGGCAGCGGCUCCUGUCUGCACCUGAGAAUUUGCUGAAGACGCCCAAACAUGCCAAGAAGCUCCUCACCCCAGUGCAGUCUGCUCGUAAGGCUCUGGGUGCAGUGAACAAGAUCAGUGGUACCCCUGCAGUUAGCAGGCACGAGAUGAAACCUCAGAAGACCCAGGAAACUAAAGUCAAAUGCAUUCCUCAGAGCAAAGUGGAGGAGUACCCCGACAUUGAGGGAUUUGUACCCUACGACCCACUAGAGUUUGAAAAGCACUAUGUACCAGAGGACAUGGUUCGUUUCGGCUACCUAGCGCUGCCCGGACUGGCGUCCAUUCCUCAAAGCUACUGUAUCCCAGAAGAGGACUUUGAACUGAUUGAACCGUGCACCACUACGCCGUCGUCAUCCAAGGUUCAACACGGCUCAGGUGACUGUUCGGCAGAGCUGAACGCCUUCCUCCAGACCAUCAGCGAGUUGACUAUCGAUCUACCUUCUGAAUCUGACUGAACUGCUUUUUUAUUUUUUUACACAUUUGACUGUUUAUUAAAUGUUUAUUCUUCUUGACAACUGUUCGUGGUCUCCUGAACCACCCUUAUCGUUUUCAUAGGUCAUUUAUUAAUGUUGCCAAUCCGGUUGGCUGUUGGAUGAUUGCAAUAAAGUACUUCCUCUAAGUC